Molecule: messenger RNA, 6061 nt
Organism: Phycodurus eques (leafy seadragon)
Lineage: Eukaryota; Metazoa; Chordata; Actinopteri; Syngnathiformes; Syngnathidae
Gene: zbedx
Exons: 3
Coding region: 526-2118 (530 amino acids)
Molecular function (GO): DNA binding
Source: RefSeq, a predicted model, not a curated record
GGGGGGGGGGGAUUUGUGCUCAUGAGCACUCUGCACCAAAAUGCUGACACCAGCACAGGAGAGGACCAGAAACCAAGCAUGAUCCUGGACUACAAUGCCAUGAAAGGUGGGGGUGGUGGGAGGGGGGAUAGGUUAGACAACUUGGACAAAGUAACAGGGUCCUACAGCACCAAGCGAAUGACUGCGCUCUGGCCAUCGGUCAUCUUUUAUAACAUGAUCGAUGUAUCGGCCUUGCGACACCGCACGUCCAACUGAGGCAGCCACAGUGAGGGAGAUCCAGGAGAGGACUCCACCUAGUACACCAGUACGUGAGGUUGCUGCUGGGGGGGAAAGAGGAAGAGGUGCCAGGGCUGCAGGCCAAUCUGAAGAUGUCAAGACGACGCAUGACCCGCGCGAAAGAGAACACAUUUAGGAUGUGAGGCCAGGCCUGAUGCAAAGCGAGGGAGGAAGAAGGAGGAGUACAAUGGCGAGGAAAGUAGCCACUGCCAACUCAAAAAGAUCAAAGCAGAGAUUCUGUCCAAAUGCAUGACCCAAGAGAAGAUCGACGACCUCAUCUUCAACUACAUCGUGGAGGACUGUCAGUCAUUCCAUGUGCUGGAGCAGCCCGGCUUCAAGAAGCUGAUCACAGGCCUAACCGAGGGUCUCCACCCCAUGGACAGGGUGACCUUAUUCUCCAAGGUGGAUCUCAGUUUCUCGAAGAUGCGCGAGGAGCUGACGGCCAAGCUCACCAGCGUCCAGUACGUUUGCACCACGGCUGAUUUGUGGACCGUCGGCAACGGCAGCUUCUUCGGCAUGACGUGCCACUGGAUUGACAGCAACUCGCUGGAGCGUAAGUCGGCAGCUCUGGGCUUCGCUAGGAUGCCGGGUCGGCUCACGUACGACACCGUCGCCGGGAGGAUACACGACAUCCACGUGGCGUACGGCAUCGAAAGCAAAGUUCAGACCACUGUCACCGACAACGCCAGUCCCUUUGUCAACGUGUUCAAAGAGUUCGCGCUGGAUGGCACAGAUUCCAGUGAUGACAUUGGCGUGUUUGAGAACGUCUGCGCUGUGCUGGAGGGUGAGCCGGAGCAGGACAUGCUUUUAUUUCUGCCCACCAUCCAACGGUGCGCUUCGCACACCUUGGAGCAGAUAGUCACGGAGGAUUUCUGGCAGGCGGUGUCGCAAGGACCCAUGUGCCAGCUUUUUUACAGCACAAUGUCUAAGGUGUACUCCAUUUGGACUAAAUGCCACCACCUUCAGGUCGGCAUGGAAGCGGCGGAGGAGAUAAAGAAGAUGGCCUUGUUUGUCCCGGCCGUCAUACGCUGGAACGUGGAGUACUGCGCCCUGCAGAAGAUCGUCUCUCUCACAGAACGGGAGCUGACGGAGCUCUCAGCCCGCUUGGAUGUCCCGCGCCUGCAGCCCGAGGAGAUGGACUUCCUCAAAGAAUACGUCACAGUGUUCCACCCGCUGGCUUUUGCGCUGGAGCUGUUCCAAGCCGAGCAGAAAUGCUACCUGGGCCUGGUCAUCCCGACCGUCCUCAGUUUGAAGAACAAGCUGAAUGAGCACAAGGAUUCCGCUAAGUACUUCAGCGAUGUCAUCGUUGUCAUGGUGAGCGCCAUUGAAGUGCGCUUCCGAGAGUUGUUCACCAGCGACGAGGCCAAGUUCGCCACAGCGACCACUCCCCAGUUCCGCCUGUGGUGGCUGGCCGCCUCCGAGAGGGAGGAGAUGUGCUCAAUGCUGGCCACGGAGGCCUCCCAGGUGGACCCCUGCGAUGUGAUCGAGAUCAACACAAUCACUUCCCAAAACGUCUCCACCAUCGAAACCGAAGACGACUUCUUCAGCUACGGCUCGGCCAAGCUCACAGCUCACGUCCAGGAGCGUGGCGUCACAGAGGAGAUCCGCAAGUAUGUGGAAGGAACCGGCAAGAGCUUGGAGUGCCUGCAGGACUUCCCGAGGGUGAAGCAGUUGUUCCUCAAGUACAACACUACCUUGCCGUCUACAGCGCCCAUCCAGAGGCUCUUCAGAGAGAAAGGCAACCUGGCCACCUCUCAAAGGAACUUCCUGACCGACGACUACUUUGAACGCCUUCAGCUGCUGAGAUACAACAUCAAUGUGUGCUCUGUGCUCAAUGGCUGAAUAUGUUUGCCUUGAUCGUGUUAAAAACUAAUCCCCAUCACAACAUACCGUACUUCCUCAUGUAGUGGCCGGUUAUUUACUCAAAUGCAGAAGGGAGGGAGGCCUUAAUGAGUUAAAAAAAAAUGUUAACAUUACUGGUACAGUGGUGCCUUGAGAUACGAGUUAUCAAACAUAGAGCUAUGUGCUUUGGACAAACGUUUAUAGUGAUAUUUUUCUUUAAAAUUACAUGAAAUUAAUAGCCAUUAUCUGUGAUCUUUUCUCAAUUUAUGAAAUUGAUCAUUUAUAUAGACCACACAAUUAAAUGAAUACAAGAUUUCUAGAAAUAAAACUGAAAUAUACAAUGGCCAAACACAGUAAAUAAAUGCAACUCAAAAUAUCCGGUAGCAUAACUACUUUUCAAGAAAUGUAGUCAAGUGCAAAGGAUUAAAAUAAAUCCAACACAGUGCUAUAAGUAACAUUCAAGUAUGCCUACCAUUCAUCCAGUAAAGGUAUUACACUAAGCAGAGUCAAAUAAAGUACAGGAUUCCCUCAGUAGCAGCAAUGGAAAUCUAAUGAUAUAAACUGUAGAGAAUUACAGUCCCCUCCAUCAAGUCUUGGAAUGGCAAGGUCAAUUCCUUUGUUUUUGUUGUAUACUGAAGAGAUUUGGGUUUCAGGUCAAAAGAUGAAUAUGAGACAAAAGUUCAGAAUUUCAUUUCAUUGUAUUUACAUCUAGAUGUGUUAAACAACUCAGGACAGAGCACCUUUUGUUUGAAGCCAGUCACUUUUCAAGUGAGCAAAAGUAUUGUAUAUUUCUUCUCUCAGUCUUCUUCGAACAGUGGAUUGUGAUACCUUCACCCCUGCCCCGUGGAGGUUGGCAGUGAUGUCACUGACUGUUGUCUUUGGGUGUUCAUGCAAAGCUCUCAGGGUUUCUGAUACCCUUGGCCGACCUGUUCUAUGUCUGUUGCUCAGUAAACCAGUAGUUUCUUUUUUUCAGGACAUUCCAAAUUGUUGUAUUGGCUAUGCUCAAUGUUUGUGCUGAUCGAUUUUCCCUCUUCUCUCGUCUUCAAAAUGGUUUGCUUUUCUCCCAUGGACAGCUCUCUGGUCUUAAUGUUUGCUUAACAGCAAAUGCAGUUUUCACAGGUGAAACCCAAAGCCAAAAACAAGCACUAUAUAAUCUAAUCACUCUAAAAGGCAACACCUGAGCAACAAGAAACACCUAUCAGUCACAUGUUCCAAUAAUUUUGCUCACUUGAAAAGUGAGUGGCUUCAAACAAAAAGUGCUCUGUCCUGAGUUGUUUAUCACAUCUAGAUGUAAAUACCAUGAAAUAAAAGCUGGAAUUCUGAACUUUUGUUUCAUAUUCAUCUUUUGAUCUGCAACCCAAAUCUCUUCAGAAUACGACAAACCUUGCCGUUCCAAUACUUUUGGAGGGGACUGUAUAUUAGGACAAUUAAUCAAAUUUCAAUCUCGAUCCCGACUUUGUCUGCCACGACAAAAUGAGCCCGAUCGUCAUAGUUUUUUUUUACAUUUAAAAUGUGCACUGUGUGGCAUAAGAAGCACUUUCUCAACUUAGUCAGCCAGCCUCCAGGGGGCGAAUACUUCAUUGAGGUACCUAAACAGCACACAAUGCAGCGGUAGCCUCUCCAUCACUCUGGGUGGAAGUAUUGAGAGUGAAUCUUGCCUCGAGAAGCAAGUACAGCGAAGAUUGGAGCUAGCGCUUCGGAAUGGGAUCGACAGCCGGACAUGUUUUGAGUUAAGGCAAGCGACUUUAAAGAAGAAGCCAUAUGUUAAGAGUGCAGCAGAUUUGUCUGCCCUGCGACUUGUACGGCAACUCUGCUGGGAAACUAAUCUGUUAGACCAUCUGAAAAAAAAAUGGCAAACACUGGACAAGGAAUAUGUGAUCUCCUCGUGCAAUUAUUUCUCCAAAGUGGCUUUAAAUACACCGUACGAACAGUGACUACGGUGGUCAGGCAGUCAAGUUUAGCUAGCCCGCACAACAAUUGUUCAUAAUAAGCAUUACGGUAACACACUGGCAGCGCCCCCAGAUGCCAACUUCAAAAUAAAAGCCUCGCGUUUUAGGCUUUUAUUUUGAAGUUGGCCCUCAAAAGCACAUUGACGGCGUGUUACCAUAAUGCAUAUUAUGAACAAUCAUUGUAGCGACUGCCUUGACUUCAACUUUUCGCCUGGCCGGACCGGGAGUGAAAAACGGCGGGAGUAAAUAGAGAGGGAAAUCUGCAGUUGGCGACCACAAAUGGUCAGCAGAACAAUGAAGCCAUACCCGUCCUUGACAAUUUACUAUAUUGAUGGGGAUUUUCAAAUGAAACGUUGGUGCUUGCAGCUUAAUGUUAUUGCCUUUUAUGCAUAAACUGCAUUUGCUUCCAUUUACUGUAAUUUCUCGUGUAUAAUGCGCACCCCCAAAGUUGACCUCAAAAUUCUGGAAAACCCUUCUACCUAUGUAUAAUGCAUUUUUAUAAUGCAUUAUUUUGCUUCUGCCCAUAUGAUCAAAACGUGUUUUUUCAAAUAAUUAUUCUGAAGUUAAGCACUUUAUUUGAACAUGUCACUCAUUAAUACUUAUUUACUUGCUCUUAUUUUGAAAUUCACAGCCUUUUAAUUAGUAAAUGAGAAAACACACAGUUGUGCUCAUAUGUUUGAUUGUAACAAAAUUUGACAAUUGCCUUAUGUCCGUAGUGAACUUAACUCACUUCACAACAGGGAGCAGUUUGGCUGAUGCAAAAUGAAACAUAAAACAAAGACCAUUUUGUAUUUAAAACAACGACAUAACUUUGCCUAUAUGUUUAUAGAGCAACAUGACAAGAUUUCCCAAAAAUGACAAGUCUGUCAAAAUGUAGAAUUUGGUUAGAAUGGUCACAACAACCAGAGUAGGACAAUGCAAUAAGAAUUUUGAAAAUCAGAUGAUGGGUUGCGGAGAAAUUGAGUUUUGUGGGGGGGGUUGUCUUUCUGGGAAAUGAUUUUGUCAAUCGAAAAAUCUGGUUUAAAAAAAGCCUUUAAAUUCGAGGAAAACAGUAUAAUCUCAUUAUUUCUCAACAUAUCUCCUCAAACGUUUAGUUUUGUCUGCUAUUCGAGAAAGCCCUUCUCCAAUUGUCGGACAAAGUUUCAGUCAGUACUCGAUUACGGUAUUAUCACUUUUUUUUUUCUUAAAUGCCAGUUUCAAAGCAUCUGUACUGAAAACUAAAGAAACUAGAGGGUAGUUCAACAUUUUUUUUUUUAUUUAAAUUUUUUUUUAUAAAAUAUGAAUAUAGAAAAAUCUCAAUAGUAGCCUACAACAAAUGUAGAAAAAUAUAUAAUUGCUCACAGCUGAUCACCGUAAUCACCCAGCACAAGUUUGCAAUGCUCAUUUGUUUUUUUGUUUUAUUUCUGUUUCGAAAAUUCCACAAAGACGGCGGCCACUUGUCGCCUUGCCACUUUAAGCAAUGGAUAUUUGAACACGAACGAUAUGGAAACGCAUGUACACAAACAAUGUAACAACACUCACAGGCAUAUUUUAUUUUAUUUUUUUAAUCCUCGAACGACUAACAUUACAGCAGCUUACUGGGUCACAGUAGUUGUGAAACUCUGCGUCCACAUGACUAUGAUUUGAGAUACAAAUGCUUUGAUUUACUAUUUGAGGAAAUACGGUAAGCCACAUCAAUGUAAAGUCUUGAUUCUUGUGUUCUCAUCUCCACCUUCCUUUCAUUUAUAUGGAAAUAUUCAAUUGACAAUCAACCGGAUGAUGAAAAUGCGAUUUCACAAGGUAUUGCAACAUUUGUCAUUUUCUUUUCCUACAGCUGUUGACUGAGAAUAUAUCAUGUGUAUGGUUUUAUAUAAUACAGUACAAGAGAUGAAAUGAGCAUUUGUGUACGUUCUUUGCUCAUUGGGUCCUUGACUUGAGAACAAAGAUGUUUUCUUCAGCAUGCACAGAUUACAUCAGCAGAUAUUAAAUUUUAUUUUGAAAGCUUGGUAUGGGAA